Molecule: messenger RNA, 1653 nt
Organism: Lotus japonicus
Lineage: Eukaryota; Viridiplantae; Streptophyta; Magnoliopsida; Fabales; Fabaceae
Product: sugar carrier protein C-like
Exons: 4
Coding region: 4-1131 (375 amino acids)
Biological process (GO): transmembrane transport
Cellular component (GO): membrane
Molecular function (GO): carbohydrate transmembrane transporter activity
Source: RefSeq, a predicted model, not a curated record
AAAAUGUCUGCCGGAAAAAGAACAUGUGAAAGGUAUGAAAGGGUUGAGGAGGAGAACCUUGUGAAAGGUGUGAAAGACCUUACUCCCUAUGUGUUGAAAACGUCUAUAGCUGCUGCUGCAACGAGUGGUCUCAUCUUUGGCUAUGAUAUUGGGAUUUUAGGUGUCGUGACUUCCAUGGAUUCGUUUCUGUUGAAGUUCUUCCCUUCUGUGUGUGGGAAGAAGAAUUUGGACAAAUUCACAAACAACUACGACAGUCUUAUGCUGACAAUGUUCACCUUGUCAUUGUACCUAGCGGCGCUUUUGUCUUCCCUAGGAGCGCCCACUGUCACCCGUCGCGUUGGUCGUAUAUGCUCCACCACUUUAGGAGGCUUCCUCCUUUACAUUGGUGCUAUGCUCAGUGGUUUCGCCGAAUACGUUUGGAUGUUGAUUCUCGGUCGAAUCGUGCUCGGCAUUGGUUUUGGAUUUGUCAAUCAGUCAAUGCCAAUGUAUCUCUCUGAGAUGGCUCCCUACAAAUACAGAGGAGCACUAAACAUCGGGUUCCAAUUUGCUAUGACAAUCGGUAUUUUUUUGACGAAUUGGUUCACCUACGUCUUUGCCGAAAUCAAAACGGUUCCCGAAUGGAGGAUGUGCUUGGGUGCUAUGUGGAUGCCAGCUCUCGUAGUCAUGAUGGGAUCAUUCUACGUAACUGACACUCUAGAUUAUCUGAAUUUUCUGGUUGUGUUAGGCGAACGGGACAAGACCAAGGGCCAGCUGAAGAUAAUGUUCAGGGGGGAAAACAUAUUCUUAGAGUUAAAUGACCUUGAGUUCAAAGGACCAGAGUUUAAUGGCCCCGUGGCAGCUAGUGACGAGUCCCAACUCUCCAUGGCCACGCUCAUCCCCAAAAAGUUCCAGCAGUUUAUCGACAUCAAUGUGAUCAUGUUUUACGCACCUGUGUUGUUUUGCUUUAUCGGGUAUAAAGACAACAGGUCAGCUGUGAUCAUUGGACUUUUUAAUGUGUUUGCGAACCUUGUCUCCAUUAAUGGGGUUGAUAAGUGGGGUAGGAGAGCCCUCUUCCUUGAAGGUGGGAUCCAAAUAUUGAUAUGUCAGGCUGUGGUUGCAAUUGCUAUUGCUCUCAAAUUUGGAAUUGACUGAAACCCUGACUGAUCUGACGCUGGCGCCAUGGUUCACAAAAUUGAAGCUGAGAGGUUCACAAGUGAAUUUUGGGUUGGGAUGAGAGUGGCCAAUGGGUUGUUAAUUUUGGUUGCAGGUUUCUGGUUUUUGGUUUUGAAAAGUGAUUUUGAAAAAAAAAACCUGUUUGGCUAAAUUGGUGUUGAAGUCAGUUUUAAGCCAAUUUCAAGACGGUUUUACUAUAUUUUAAAAACAAUAAAAGUAGGUUUUACAUUUUUUGUUUUCGGUUUACUUUUAGGAUCAUGUACACAUAAGUGUUCACGUAUCUCUCUCCAUCGCUCUAAGAGUGUAAACUCUUGUAAUGUCUUUUUCACCUUGUUUUUUUGCCUAAUCUGAAGAACACGGCCAUAUAUAUUCAUGUAUGGAGCAACGGACAAGUACUACGCCCAAUGAAAAUCACUAUCUCUUUGAAUAUAUUGAAUUUGCUUUCGAAUCUUUUUUUUAUUGCUCAAGAAGAUGAAGGUAGAAAGCAAUUUGUAGGCAGGG